AUGAUGCCUCAGAACCCGCCGGGCUCAGCCCAGCAGGCUCCUCAAGAUUAUCCACCUAGGCGGCCUUCAGAUAGUCAUCUUCAUCAUCAUCUUCAACAACAACAACAGCAGCAGUCACAGCAGCAGCUACAACAACACCAUCAGCAAUAUCCGCAAGCACAUCACCACCAGCAAACUCCACAAGCUUAUCAUCCUCAUCUCCAAUUGCCUCCUCCUCCUCCUCCUCCUCCUCCUCCUCCUCCUCCACAACAGCCAGCUCCAGGCCGCUCAGCGCUCCGCAAACGCAAGUCCUCUGAAGUUCUAUCAGUAAUUUUGGCAGACCCCUCGGUUGUCAAGAAGGAAAAACGAGCUGAUGAGAAUCCAGAACACAUGGCGGCUCCUGCUCCUGCUCCAGCAUCAUCAUCUUCAUCUUCUUCAACUCCACAACAACAACAUGCAACAUCUCAUCAACAAACAGACCCAGCGCUUUUGGCUCAGCAAGAUGCAAAUCAACAACAACAGCAUCAACAGCAUCAGCAGUACUCGCAGUAUCCUUACUCUUCAUACUAUUAUUACCAGCAACAACAACAACAACAACAGCAACAUCCUCCACAUCCACAUCCACCUCCACCGCCAGGUCCGCAACAUGCUCCACAGCAGCACCAACAUGCUCCACCGCCAGGUCCGCAACAUGCUCCACAGCAGCAGCAAAAUGCUCCGCAGCAGCACCAACAGCACCAGCAGCACCAACAGCACCAGCAGCACCAACAGCACCAGCAGCACCAACAGCACCAGCAGCACCAGCAGCAUCAGCAGCAUCAGCAGCAUCAGCAGCAACACUCAGUCCAGUACCAUCUCCAAACAGAGCAUCCCCAAUACAUGUAUUCUCAUCAACAGCAUCCACCACCACCACCACCUCCACCUCCAGUACCAAAUCAACAACAUCAACAUCAACAUCAACAGCAACAGCAACAGCAACCUCUUGUUCCUCCUGCUCCUCCUCAACAACAACCUUCUGCUCCUGCUCCUUCUCAACAACAACAACAACCAUACCCGUACAACUACCCAUAUCAAUACUCAGUCCAACCACCACCGCUUCCUGCGCCUCAUCAACAACCUCCUCUUCCUCCUGGAUCCAUUGGUGGACCCGGAUCUUCUACAAACCAAUCAUCUACUACGACUUCUGCAACCUCUGCUACAUCAUCAUCAUCAACAACAUCCUCAUCAUCUUCUUCUAAUACUACCUCUGGGACAUCUUCUUCGUCCAUGUCUAGCAGGAGGCAUGCCCAUAUUUUAUCUGAGCAACGACGUAGAGAAAACAUUAACGGCGGAUUCCAGCUGCUCAGAUCAUGCGUGCCAUUUUGUAAGGGUACCCAGGACUCUAAAGCCAUGAUUUUGAAAAAGGCUGUGGACUAUAUUUUGACCUUGGAACAAGAGCUCACCCAAUUGAGGUACCAAGCACAACCAGGCCAACAUCCCCCAGUAGGACCCCAACAACAACAACAACAACAACAGCAGCAGCAGCAGCAGCAGCAGCAACAACAACAACAACAACAACAACCACAACCGGGCCAGGUACCGGGCCAGCCACAACCACAGUACUCUCAAUACCCGCAAUACUCGUACCCUCCACCUCCACCACCCCAAUCUUUUCAACAACAACAACAUGCUCAAGGGACAGGACCAACACAACAACAGCAGCAACAACAACAAUCACAACAAUCCCAACAAUCCCAAGCUAGACACCCACCUCCACCACCAAUCCAUAUUCCUCAUGGGGUUCCUCCGGGUCCUCCUCCUCCAGCAAGUGCUCCCCCGGGACCAGUUCCACAUCUACCUCCUCCACCACCUCCUCCUCAUCCACCAGGAUCUCAACGACAUACUCAAUUAGGGCCUCCUGCACCUUCUCAUCAUCUUACACCACGACCUCCUGGCUCAUCUCCUGAAAAAUCAGAACCAGUACAGCCCACAGGGUAUUCUAGUUAUGGAUAUGAACAUACUGCAUCUUCAACGUCAGCACCAUCAUCUUCUUCAGCCUCAGCAUCUACAACAAAGGGAUACGGAUACGCACAAAGCUCGGGCAACCACCAGUAUGCGGCUCCAUAUUAUGCGUCUUCAACAAAUACAACAAAUACAAAUACAAAUACAACAACAACCUCUUCUUCUUCGUCGUCUUCGUCUUCUUCUUCUACAUCAUCAUCAUCAUCAUCAUCUUCUUCUUCUUCUUCUUCUUCUUCUUCUUCUUCUAAUGCUGCUUCUUCACAAAUUCAAACAUCACAGCAACGUUCUCCACUAAAUCAUUCUCAAGUACCGGUGAACUCGCAGCAGCAGCAGCAGCAGCAUGGGGGUAAUAGUAGUACUAGCGGCCCACAUGGUGCUCAGCAGUACGCGGCAUAUUACACGAGUUCUGAACACGGGAGCAACAGUAACACCAGCACCAGUGGAAGCAGCAAUAACGUCUUAGCUAGUAGUGAUACUGCAACUAAUACAGGUAGUAACAAUGGUAGCAGCAGCAGCAGCAGCAGCGGCAACAUUGGCACGAGUGUAAGUAAUGCCAAAACCAGCACAGUAGGUGCCCAGGCAACCGCCACACCACAGAAUGCAGCAGCAUCUACAGCAUCAGCAGCAGCAUCAGCACCUCCACCUGGCCAAACACCUGUACAGGCGCAAGUUGGACCCUCGCGGCACUACCCGCAGCAGCAACAGCAACAACAACAACAUCAAACGUCGACAUCGGCUCCGGCAUCGGCAUCGGCAAGCGCAUACCCAGGAACACAAUCUUAUGCAUACAAUAGCAAUAGCAGCCCAGCAUCCGGGUCUCGACCUGACCUUUCUUCUCAACAACAACCAUCUCAUUCACAGUACCCACAACAUUAUCAUCAGUACUCGGGUUCGUCUAUCAUGAGAUCAACAAGUACUCCACCGGCUCUUUAUGCUCGUCAACACCAUCAGCAAUAUCAUCAUCAUCCUCCUCCUCCUCCUCCACCAGCAGCAACAGCAGCCUACGGGUACACGGGGCAUGGAUAUGCACCAAGUGCAGGAACAAAAACUCCACCACCACCGGUGCCCUUACACUUAUUAAGCAGUGAUGAAGGCAGUGCUAGUGGUAGUUCUACAGGUCUAGAGCAUGGUCAAACAAUCCAGCAGCAACAGCUGCGAACGUACGAGCAGUUGAGAGAGGCCGAGGCUCGUGGAGCACCAGAUGGAUCCGGGUCUGCGGCCGGCAGCGGGACCAGUGGAUCCCAUGGGAUUCUGAAGCAUGGCUUUAUAAAGAAAGAAGAAGACUGUGACGAGGACCGCAAACCAAUUCCAACGAUACUUGGGCACACGGAAGAAGAUAACGAUGUGGAAAUGAGUGACGAUGACCGUGCAAACAAAUCACAUUUGCAUGCAAGUAGUCACCACAACCAACAACAUGCUCAGGAUAUGGACGUUUCGAUGGACGCAAAUACAAGCGUACUUACUGAUGACGGGAAGGCUUGUGGGUCCCGCAGUGGAACAGCAGCAGCAACUACGUUGGCGUCUUUGUCACAGGCCUGCGGCGGCGGCGGCGGCGGCGGUUCCUCGUCAGCUGCCAUUGAUCCUGAUACAACUGUGGGGAGUGUCACUUCGCGUGCACCUAUCCCUGGACCUGGACCUGUUCCGCGCUCAGAAACCCGCGUGUCUACAGGCACCAUUUUGCCGGACGGCCACGGAGGCACCGGCUCAGGCAAUACAUCAAAUACAGGACACUCAGCACCACCAACAUCUUCAGUCGCAGUGCUCUCACCUCCACCACCUGCUCCGCCAACCAUUGAGUUUGGCUUGCCGCUCCCGCGCGCAUCUUCCCGGCCCCUCCACUCGGCUCCAGCAACAGCAACAGUGCCCCCCCCUCCUCCUCCUUCUUCUUCCUCUACAGCAGCACAGACAACUGGGCCAUCAACAUCAUCACCACGGUCCCACUCGCCAACCCCACACGCAUCGCCGUCACGGUUGUCGCCAACACGUUUGUCUCCUCUCAAACGGCCCACCCCUCUACGCCCGUCGCCACCCAUGUCUGCCACAACGCCGUCAUCUGCGUCAUCACCACGCGUCGCACCUCUGGCCUUACGGUUACCUCCCAUUGACUUUAAGCCGCGCCGGGCCUCUGAGGCGUUUUCUUCACAACAGCUUCAGGCGUCUUCUACAAGCACGACGCCAGCAGCCGGAUCAUCUUCUACAACUCUUUCGCGGUACUCGACGUAUAGUUAUGGAACAACAGCGUCAACAGCAUUGAGUGCUGGAGGAGGAGGAGGAGCAGCAGGAGACCCGGUUCGACCCCAAUCUUCGGGGCCUGGAUCUUCGGCCGUGCACAAUGUUUCUGGAGACAGUGGUAGCAAGUCUGCCCAAUGA
This is a messenger RNA of Magnusiomyces paraingens, 4350 nucleotides long. RefSeq lists its product as uncharacterized. Bases 1 to 4350 code for a protein of 1449 amino acids. Gene Ontology annotation, biological process: regulation of transcription by RNA polymerase II. Gene Ontology annotation, molecular function: RNA polymerase II cis-regulatory region sequence-specific DNA binding; protein dimerization activity; DNA-binding transcription factor activity, RNA polymerase II-specific. The record is from RefSeq and is a predicted model, not a curated record. NCBI's taxonomy places the organism in Eukaryota, Fungi, Ascomycota, Dipodascomycetes, Dipodascales, Dipodascaceae. The transcript has a single exon.